ACACCGUCAGCGUCGCUGCAUACGUGCGACUGACCCUGCUGGUCUCAGGCGCGACCAGCUCUGCCCAGCUCCAGCUCCUCUUCGGUGCUGUGCCCAUGCCCAAGCCGUUGGCAUCCCUCACGGGCAACGUCACAGCCAUGGCCAUCACCACCGAUGCACCUGACUCCACACUGGCACCCCAGGCAACUCCAGCAGGGGGCACCCUCACCGUCUCAGUGACCAAUGAGACGCCAGCAGGGGGCACUCUUACCGUCUUGGCGCCCAAUGAGACGCCAACAGGGGGCACUCUUACCGUCUCGGUGCCCAAUGAGACGCCGGCAGGGGGCGCCCCCCUGGUCUCCAUUCUGCCCCCAGUGCAGACCUCAGCAGGAGUUGGCCUGACGCUCUCCUUCCCGCUGGGGCCGGGGGCUGUGGACGUGCAGUGGCUCCUGGUCAGCCCGGGGGGCGGCUUGGGGAUGGAGCUCCACAAUGGGACGCAGGUGACGCUGGUCGUGAACGGCUCUGAGGCCAUCCUGAGGGUCACGUCCGUCUCCUCCGACUGGGCAGGGCUGUACGUGUGCCAGUACAUCAUCAUGAGCACCUUGCACCAGCUGCAGCAGCGCGUGGUCGUCGCUCCCAGCCCUGCAGACCUUGCCCAGACCCCGGCACAGGUGUCCAUGAACUGCAGCUCCGCAGCCGGGCUCGCGCUGCAGUGCUGCAUCCGCAACACGGGCCAGGCCUACAGCGUGGCCUGGAGCCCCGGGCCGGCCCAGCCAGAGGCGCUGAUGGGUGACACAGACCCCCUGUGCCACACGCUGGUCCUGGCCACCUGCCCUAGCCAGGACACCACGUACCAGUGCACCUUCACGGGUGAGGGGCCAGGAUCCGCGCAGAGCCUCGUGACCGUCUCUGUCCUACAAGCCGGGGACCUCUUCUGCCCCCAAGACCACAGCCGGGGCACGUGGGGCACCACCAAGGCAGGGCGCGUGGCCGAGACGUGGUGCCCGGAGGGCAGCACCGGGAUACUGCGAAGGACCUGCACACCUGAGGGGACUUGGGGGGCCGUGACAAGCCAAUGCACCUCGCAGGAGCUGCUGGCUGGACUACGUCGGGCCCGGCUGCUCCUGGCGGGGCUGGGCAGCCCCCGGCGCGAGCUGGCCGAACUCAUCGAGUGGCUGCGGUGGGAGACGGAGCCCAGCCGGGGCCUGAUGAACAGCUCCCUGGACCUGCUGGCUCUGGCAACCGUGGCAGACACCAUCGCCCACAUUGCCGUGGACACCGGCACGCGUCUCAACCACAGCAGCGUGGCCAGCUUCCUGGUGGCCGCCAGCCAGCUGCUGGACGUCUCCACCAUGCCCCUGUGGUCAGAGGCCCAGGCCUGGGUGCCCUCCCUGCCCUCCAGGUUCCUGCAGGCCAUUGAAGGCAUCACCGGGCAUCUGCAGCGCACUCCAGGAAACUUCAGCCUGGCCCUGCCCAACCUGGAGCUGCAAGGAGCCACGCUGGAGCCCACGGCCCUGAGCGACUACGACAAGGCCUUCACCACACGGCCGCCACUCCGCGUCCAUAUUGCCAAGGCAAUGCUGGAGGCGCUGGUGCCGCCGGGUGCCAACGUCACAGUCACCAGCAUGGUGCUGAAGACACUGGGGGCUGUCCUCCCUGGACACUACGCCCCGGACCUCGGCAAUGGGAGCUUCACCCUAGCCAGCCUGGUGCUGGCCAAUGCCAUCGUGGCCAACAACGGCAGCGUGAGCCAGGCCCAGAUCAACAUGACUUUUGGGCAUUGGGAAGGGCUGGGGGACGGGGGUGGGCAGACACCACAGUGUGUCUUCUGGGACCACGGGUUGUUCGAGGGGGCCGGGGGGUGGUCCUCCGAGGGCUGCCGAGCCACGGACGCAGGUCCCGGUGCCUCCACGCGCUGCCUGUGCCAGCACCUGACAUCCUUUUCCAUCCUCAUGUCCACCCGCCACGUGGCCGACGGCUUCUGGCUAAGCUUCCUGAGCCAGCUGGGGGUCUGCGCCUCCAUUGCGGCCCUGCUGCUCUGCCUGAGCAUCUACCGCCUGGCCUGGCCCACCGUGGUGCGGAGCAAGGUCUCCUACUUCCGCUACAUGACGCUGGUCCAGAUCUGCCUGUCCCUGCUCCUGGGCAACCUGUGGUUCGUGGGCGGUGCCCGCCUGGCCGCGGAGGGCUGGGGGGAGCUGUGUAUGGCAGCCGCCUUCUUCAUGCACUUCUUCUACCUGGCCACCUUCUUCUGGAUGCUGGUGCAAGCCCUCAUGAUCUUCCACCAGCUAGUCUUCGUCUUCCACCAGCUGGCCCGCGCCUCCAUCACCCCCUUCAUGGUAACCGUCGGCUACCUGUGCCCGCUGGCGAUCGCCGUGGCAACCGUGGCGGUGUACCACCCCCGGCAGCAGUACCUGCACCCCGCUGCCUGUUGGCUGAGCGGAUACAGCGGGGCCGUCUACGCCUUCUCGGGGCCGGUGCUGCUGGUCGUCCUGGCCAACCUGCUGAUCCUGUUCGUGGUGGUGAUGAAGCUGAUGCGGCCGUCGGUGUCUGAGGGGCCCCCGGCGGAUGACCGGAAGGCUUUGCUGGGCAUCCUCAAAGCCCUGCUGGUCCUCACGCCUGUUUUCGGGCUGACGUGGGGGCUGGGUGCAGCCACCAUGGCCGGGGACAGCUCGCGGGGAUCCCACUACACCUUCAGCAUCCUGAACUCGCUGCAGGGCGUCUUCAUCCUGGUCUUCGGCUGCCUCCUGGACAAGAAGGUGCGGGAAGCCUUGCUCCGGCGCCUCCACAAGCCGCCCAGUGUCAGGGCCGGCCUCUCACAGAGCAAGAGCGACGGCUUGGACCCGAAGCCCAGGCACUAA
This is a messenger RNA of Alligator sinensis (Chinese alligator), 2837 nucleotides long. It is a transcript of the gene ADGRF3, whose product is annotated as adhesion G protein-coupled receptor F3. The annotation marks the transcript as partial. Gene Ontology annotation, molecular function: G protein-coupled receptor activity. The transcript has 10 exons. NCBI's taxonomy places the organism in Eukaryota, Metazoa, Chordata, Crocodylia, Alligatoridae. The record is from RefSeq and is a predicted model, not a curated record. Gene Ontology annotation, cellular component: membrane. Gene Ontology annotation, biological process: cell surface receptor signaling pathway; G protein-coupled receptor signaling pathway.